UUCACCAUGAAGGUUUACUUCUGCUCAGCUCAGCAGCAGAUAUCCAGGAUCAUGAUGGUCUACCUGAAGAACCUGGCAGUCUCCGACUUCCUGCUCUGCCUUGGCCUCCCCUUCCGCAUCAUCAACUACACCAACAGCUCCAUCACCUUCCACGUGAUCUACUGCACCUUUGGAGUCUCCACCUUUUACCUCAACACGUACGCCAGCAUCCUGUUCAUGGGCCACAUCGCUGCUAACAGGUAUCUGAAGAUCAUCCAUCCUUUAGGAAAUCACAUCCUGCAAACAGUGCAGGCUGCCCGCAUCAUCUCCACGGUAACCUGGGUUUUCCUGCUGGCCAUAGUAAUCACCUACGUCACCUUGUCACUACUCACACAGGAAACUCUGACCAAUGUCCCUGACACCUGUGACGCCUUGCGAAGCGCCCAGGUCAAUGUGUUCUUCAAAAUCAUCCACACCUUCUCCACAGCCAUCUUCCUGUUCGUCUUCGUCUCCAUGGUCUUCUUCUACUACAGCGCCUCCCGCACUGUGUUGCUGGCACAGCAGAGGCAGCCGGCAUCCUCCAGCUGCAAGAAGCUGAUGAAGUCACGCAAGAAAAUGUUGUUGCUGGUCAGCGUCUUCUGCAUUUGUUUCGUGCCGUACCACGUGGUUCGCCUUCCCUACACCUUCCUGAGGAGGCGAUGCUCUUUGAGCCAGGUGUUGUACUACCUGAAGGAGACGACCAUCCUGUUGUCAGCUCUCAACAUCUGCCUGGAUCCACUAAUCUACUUCAUCUUUUGUGAGGCGUUCCGGGCUCAGCUGAGCCGUCCACAUAGCAAGAAGGCAAGGAGGCGCAGUGAAGGGCAGCCGAGAGCCACAAACAGUGAGGCAUCGCUCAGCACUUCAACAAGACAAACCGAUGGGCUAUAACUUAAAGGAUCAUUCUGGUGAUUUUCUAUAUUUUUCUUCUUGAGAGUAGGAAAAAAGAGUUGCACACACACUCUGGCUCCAUUUGUAUUUCUCUUUUAUUCGAAUGAUGUUUCGGCUCUCAGGUCUUCUUCAAAUUCAACAAUCAUAUUAGGACACAGGCACGGGUAUGUUAUAUAGGCUACACCCUAGUAACACAGCUGAUGGUGAUUAGAUAAUCAUGUUCCACCAUUAGGGGGAGAAAAACAAUCAAAAGGCCUUCAGAAGAUCAAAACUUUUAACAAACAGUGACAGGAACUACAGCCAAUCAAUUCUCUUCAAAUAAACUGACAAAAACCAAUAUGUUUCAUACCACAUAUAGAGAUUCAAAUUUUACAUUCCCUUUGGUUAAGCACAUUCAAAUAUGUUAAAAAAUACAUUCAUGUU
Messenger RNA from Thunnus maccoyii (southern bluefin tuna), 1329 nucleotides. RefSeq names its product P2Y purinoceptor 14-like. Gene Ontology annotation, molecular function: G protein-coupled purinergic nucleotide receptor activity. The record is from RefSeq and is a predicted model, not a curated record. Lineage: Eukaryota; Metazoa; Chordata; Actinopteri; Scombriformes; Scombridae. The coding region runs from base 7 to 906 and encodes 299 amino acids. Gene Ontology annotation, cellular component: membrane. Gene Ontology annotation, biological process: G protein-coupled receptor signaling pathway. The transcript has 2 exons.